AUGCCCACCAACCCAGAAGCAGAUGCUCGUUAUGUGAAAAGAAACUUCUCAACGUUUCAAGUCGCUAACUUUAUUGCGCCGAUGGCUCUCCGGCUCGGCCCACGGCCCCGGAGUGCACGGUGCAGGUCGCCAGAAGAACCUCAGACCCCUACAAACAAAGGUUUCGGAUCGGAAAUUCUCAAGAUAUUUGGUGGCGGCGGUAGUGGUAGCGCCCCUGCCGGUGGGCUGAAGAAGAUGACGCGAGAUGGACAACAGCCCAAACGUCGCGGCCCGAAGCCGGAUAGCAAGCCUGCACUCACCAGGCGACAGGAACUCAAUCGACAGGCCCAGAGGACACAUCGUGAGCGGAAGGAACAAUAUAUGAGAUCACUGGAGACCGAAGUAUCACGGUUACGGGAGGCCUACACCACUGAGAUCGCUGAGGCCACCGCAACGAUUCGGCAACACAAGGAGAUGAUGCAUGCAAUCCGGGAGGAGAACGAUAUUCUGAGGGAAAUCCUCGUCGCCCACGGAAUCCAAUACGAAGUGGAUCUGGAGCGCCGCCGGGCGGAACGCCCACCCAUGGCGUUCCAAUCAAGCCCCGUUACUGUCACUGGUAGCAGCACUGCGUCUCAUACUGCCCCUCUCACCCACUCAGGCAGCAAUCACAAUACGACACCUGCGACGACCAUCUCGUCCGGCAUGAGUCCGCUCGGCAAUGGUAUGGAUCACUCCGACGUGUCACCUUCGAUGGGGUAUAUUCCGCAGCAACAAGUGUACCAGACGGGCGCAGGCGAGCACCCCAUGAGCAUGGAUCAUUCAUCAUGCGCACCAGUCGAUAGCAUGCAACCCAUGCCGGCUGUGCGCGGAGGAGUCUUUGAGAAAGAUCCACAGCUGCAGGUUGACUUCAUCUUAACACUCGAAGGCCCAUGCCGCGAACACACGGACUACCUCUGUCGACGCUCGAUCACCGAGGCCGAUGACGAGGACAUGCCGUUCUCCGGGCACGCCCUGAUGGCAACCUGCCCUCCACCCAGCUAUCUCGCGAAGACAACACCCGAACAACCAUACCCGCACAAGGCACCAGACCUCCCGCACGCAAAUCUCAGCACACUCCUAAAUCUCAGCCGACAGCUCGUGACAGAAGGCCAGAUUACACCCAUCAUGGCACUACAAUGUCUAAAGAAUCACGAGCUGUACCCGACAUUGAGCCGCGAUGACGUCAAAAUCAUCAUCGACACACUCAACACCAAAGUCCGCUGCUACGGCUUCGGCGCCGUGGUCGAGGACUUCGAGUUGAUGGAUUGUCUGAGCAGCGUACUCGGUACGAAGGUCGAUCUCGGCAUGUCUAGAGCCGACGAGUCGAUGUAUGGCUGA
Penicillium bovifimosum is the source of this 1356-nucleotide messenger RNA. RefSeq names its product protein flbB (gene flbB). Gene Ontology annotation, molecular function: DNA-binding transcription activator activity, RNA polymerase II-specific; transcription cis-regulatory region binding. The record is from RefSeq and is a predicted model, not a curated record. Gene Ontology annotation, cellular component: RNA polymerase II transcription regulator complex. The transcript is spliced from 4 exons. Lineage: Eukaryota; Fungi; Ascomycota; Eurotiomycetes; Eurotiales; Aspergillaceae. Bases 1 to 1356 code for a protein of 451 amino acids.